Molecule: messenger RNA, 3401 nt
Organism: Rhincodon typus (whale shark)
Lineage: Eukaryota; Metazoa; Chordata; Chondrichthyes; Orectolobiformes; Rhincodontidae
Gene: ngfrb
Product: nerve growth factor receptor b
Exons: 6
Coding region: 190-1425 (411 amino acids)
Biological process (GO): Rho protein signal transduction
Cellular component (GO): plasma membrane; cell surface
Molecular function (GO): coreceptor activity; death receptor activity; nerve growth factor binding
Source: RefSeq, a predicted model, not a curated record
GGACCUGAAGUCAGUUACUGUUUAUCCUCUCACAACCCCCCUACCCUUAAACCUACCUAACCUACUGACCGAGCUCUCAGCAAUGGGACUGUCAUAACCGGAUCACCAGCGACACUCAGACCUUGAGCUGUUCGGCAGCAGGAACCGGUCAAUGAGAAAAUAGCGAGACCAGCUUGGAAUUUAGCAAAGAUGGGAACUGCACGACUCCUUCUGCUUUUAGCGGCGGUGUCUGUGUACAAUGCCGAGGAGUUCUGUGAGAGUGGGCAAUAUACCCACGAUGGGAAAUGCUGCUCCAUGUGCCCUCCGGGGGAAGGUGUAGUUACCCCGUGCGGAGCUGAGGAUACGAAAUGUCAGCAGUGCAUGGACAGUGUUGCUUAUUCAGAUGUUUCAAGCCACACUGAACCCUGCAAACCUUGCACAGAAUGUUUAGGUACAAGAACCAUUGCAAUCCCUUGUAUGGAUAACUUUGAUACAUCCUGCAUUUGCAUGGACGGCUAUUAUGAGGAUCCUGAUAAUGUGGGCGGAGAGUGCCUUAAGUGUGAUCUUUGUGAAGAGGGAUAUGGGGUACUGCAACUGUGUACUGAUAAACAGAAUACCAUCUGUGAGAAAUGCCCUCUGGAAACCUAUUCUGACCAAAAGAGCAGUGCUGAUCCUUGUCUCCCCUGCACAAUCUGUGAAGAGAAUGAAAUGCUGAGUUCAGAAUGCACGCCUAUCAAAGAUGCAUCAUGCACCACUUACAAUCCAAGAAUCAUUUCUGCAAAGACAGAUGUAUCUCCGAAAACCAUCACAACAACAGAGAUAAUGACCACCCCAGCUGUGCCAAGCUCUCCACAGUUUAUUGGGCAAGGAAACACUGACAACAUCAUUCCUGUUUACUGUUCUAUCCUGGCCGCAGUGGUAGUGGGACUAGUGGCCUAUGUGGCUUUCAAACGAUGGAACAGCUGUAAGCAAAACAAGCAAGGAGCCAAUAACAGAACAGUAAACCAGACGCCAUCUCCAGAGGGUGAGAAGCUGCACAAUGAUAGUGGAAUCUCAGUAGACAGUCAGAGUCUACAGGAGCAACAGCAGAAACUACAACAGCAACAACAGCAGCAACAACAGCAGCAACAACAGAACCAAGCUGCCCGAGCUGAGCCAAUCCUUUACACUGCUCUCCCUCCACACAAGCAGGAAGAGGUAGAGCAACUGCUGAAUAAUUGUGAGGAGGAUGCAGAAUGGUGCAACUUGGCUGGUUUGCUGGGAUAUAAUGAGGAACAUAUAGACACUUUCAAGCAGGAAGAACACCCAGUGCGUGCCCUCCUCUCCGACUGGGCAGCCAAGGACACUGCCACCACGGACGCACUUUGCACUGCCCUACGGAAACUGAAAAGGGAUGACAUCGUUGAAACCCUCAACAGCGAACCCACAGCCACGUCCGCCGUGUGAGAGUGAAUGAAUCAGCGACAGCCUUAAUUCUCUUGACUGUUCCUUUUGAAAUUGGAAACAAAAGAGUGGAUAUAACAGAAUGCCUGAAGGAAAAGGGUGUUCAGUCCUAUGCUUACGAACACCCUUAUGUGCACUGGUGCAUAACUUUCAGUAUUGUCCUGCCUUCUCCCCUUUACAAAGUGACUGUGUGCCGCAGAAGCAGAAAGCGCUUUCAUGUUAUAAUGUCAAAUUUUGUCUUUUCUGUAACCACUAGAGAAAAAAAAAUGCCACGCGUACAUUUUCAAAUGGGCCAACUUUUAUUAAACCCGAGUGCUAAACAAGCCAUAUGUGUAAAUGUCAAAGCAUGGACAUUGUAUCUUGUGUUUCAGCACUCUUUACUGAACUGAAAAGUAUGUUACAAAUCUUGUACGUUGUUAGCAACCCCCUCCGCAUGUAUCCAAGUAGUGUUUGUGUAACUAAUUCUAGUGUAGUCCAAAGUACCAGAGACGUUCUGGCUAAUCCUUAGCCCAAUAUGUUUGUGUGUCUUUUCAAUGUGACGUCUCUGAAACCCUAGACAUAUUAAUUUUAUCUGAAAAGGCAAUGCAACAUGACUUUGGAAUUUUUAACAAUAAUCUAACUUUGCGAUUCCGCACGAAGUACGGAAAUGAUCAGGACAAUUUUAAUCACAGUGUUAAUAAGGUAUGGGACAUCUUUGCAAUGUGGUUCAAUUGUGAAGAGAAAUGCUAAUAAUCAAAUGUACUGGAGUUGAGGGACCCAACUUGAUGACUAGAGAGACAAUGUGAUGUGAUUUUAUCACAUUACAGAAUUGGCCCAUUCAUUCCUUGAAACCAUUUUGGUUGUAUUUACAAAAAGUAAGACUGAAACAGAUAGGAAUAUUUUUCCAGUGUUCAUUCCAAGGUCAGACACAAUGUUAAUUUCUAAGUAAUUUGUACUUCUGAAUAUGAAUCUAUAAUUAAAUUUCUGGAAGAAUAAGUACGUUGAGCACUUGACAGAAUUAGUGACUAUUCCUGAUUCUAGGCCAAUAGAAGGCUAAUGACCAACAUCGCUUUUCAUUAAGGAACAAUGUUUACUUCUGUGUUGUUAUUUUAAAGUAGUUGAGAAAUGCCAGUGUGAAGCAGAGUGUCUAAGCUAUUGUGCAUCACUCAGAUAUGAUUAGCUGGCUUUAUCACUUUUGCCAAUGCACCAUUUUCUUUUAAUAUUCAAACCAUAUAUAGCUGUAAAAUGUGAGUCCUGUGACCAGGAGUAGAUUAAUAAUGUUUGGGUGUACUUGGACAUUAGCAUCCAGAAUCCAGCUCACAGGGCUUUGAUUGUAACUUCAGUGCCUAGUGGAGAUCUAGGUCUUCAUGGAGCUAACCUUUGAAAGAAGGAAACCAACUACUAUCCUUAGCUUGUGUGGCCAUUAUGUAACUUCAAUCUCCCAGUCAAUGUGCCCCCUGACAUGACCUAAUAAGCCAUUCAGUUGCAUCAGAAACCGUCUCAGGGCAACUAAGGAUAGGCAGUAAAAUGUUGGGCUUAUGGGUGAUGUCCCCAUCUUGAGAGACUUUUUAAAAAAUAAUGUAUCUCUGAUGUGUCUACUACUCCAUAUCAGUUGGUUAAGAUUAAAGUUCCACUGAUGGUUCCCUGGCAAUUUCAAAAAAAAUAUAAGUUGGAGGAGAAUUUUUCAAUCUGUGCUUGUGUGAGAGCAUUGGACUCCUUUACUAGCUGAACAUUAAUUCUUGGGUAUACUUAGGAAAGCCACAUGUGGCAGUAAUACAAACCUAUGGCUGAGAGAUGCCAUUAAGCUGCCAGAUUCUUUUGGAAGGAUCCUGUAAGGGAAAAUUUGUACAGAUGUCAGGGAACCAAAUGCAGGUUAAAAGGUUAAAAUGCUAAAAAGAGCUGCACCUUUUCUGGAAACGUUCUUAAUUUCUGCAAAUUAGUUGUUAAAUAUUUCAUGCAAAGUCUCCAUUGCCAUGUUAAAAAUGUAUGAUUUUCUUUAG